Nerophis ophidion (straightnose pipefish) is the source of this 1254-nucleotide messenger RNA. RefSeq names its product zinc finger protein 397-like. The transcript has 4 exons. NCBI's taxonomy places the organism in Eukaryota, Metazoa, Chordata, Actinopteri, Syngnathiformes, Syngnathidae. The coding region runs from base 472 to 1254 and encodes 260 amino acids. The record is from RefSeq and is a predicted model, not a curated record.
AACCAAUGGCGAUCAACCCGGAAGUACGGCCAUUAGCACGAGCGUUGGUUAACACGUCGGCGGUGACAAGUUACUCUUUCGACGAAUUCAUGCAGGAAGAAAGAAAAUGGAGGCCUGUGACUCUCCUUUCCCUCCUCCCUCAUCUUCUCCAUCCCUGUUUGGACCGGUCAGAGCAACCUAGCGGUGUUAACAACUGACCGGUUCCUAAGCAGCCGAUGGUGCUGAAGCUUCAGGUUCCUCGUUGUUUCUCCGAGCAGACUGAUAGGUCCUCGAUAAGAGUUGAAGACCAUGAGGGAGAGAAACAGAGGAAGCAAGGAGCGCGAGGAGACAUUUUGCUGAAAAGCCAAAUCGAACAUUGAAAAUAAAAACCUUGUAAACCCUAAACGAGGGCGUGUGGCCGUGGUCUGUGGUCCAAAAGAACCCGGCGAGAGCAGAGUUUGUGGCACCCAACGUGACAGGACCACAAAGGAGAUGACGGCCCCGACCCCCCUUGAGGCGCUCGGUCGAGUGUUGGCAGAGGUUUCAGCGGCGAGCCAACAGCAAACCCAAGUGCUGCAGGUGCUAAUGGGCAGGGCAGCAGGGACAACGGGAGCCGGGGCGACAGCCGCGAUGCAGCGCAUGGCGGAGGCGGAAGAUCCCCAAACAUUCCUUGACGUGUUCGAGGCCACAGCAACGUCAUGUAAGUGGCCAGAAGAUGAAUGGGGCAUAAUAUUGCUGCCGCUCCUGGCGGGGGAGGCGCAUCGGGCGGCGCUCAGUCUCCCAGCAGCCGCCCGGCUGCAGUUUUCCAACCAGCGCCGUGCAUGCCUGGAUCGGGUCGGCAGAAACCCGGAGGACCAUCGACGCCGAUUCCGGGCCCUGCGGCUGGGACUUAAAGACCGCCCGUUCAUCCUGGCGCAGCAACUCCGGGAUGCGGCGACCCGCUGGCUCCAACCCGGAGAACCAGACAGGAGGAUGUUCGAGCUCAUCCUGCUAGAGCAAUUCAUCGACUCCAUCCCAGCAAGAACCGCAGCGUGGGUCCGAUACCACCGUCCGCGGGACCUGGAGGCAGCGGUGACACUGGCCGAGGACCAUCUGGCGGUCCAGCGGGAGGCGACCACAAAGCCGGCCGAAAGGCCCACCCCAUCACCCCGUAGACGACUCGCACCACCAGAGGAGGCAGCCCUGGAGCCACGACCCCGCGAGCAGGUUCCCGGCUGGGCCAUUCCCGCUCCCCCUCCACAUGUACAUACGGUAAGUGGAAUAAUUACCUUAUAA